AUGGCCGAGUAUACAUCAGACGAGCAUCCUACUGUCCCCGAUAUGGCAUCGCCUUCAGGUACAGAUAACGACUCCGACUACGCUGUUACAACCACUAACGAUCUUGCAGUCACUCCUCCAGUCGACAACAAAGUCGUCAUGCCCGACCCAUCCAACGAGUUUAUCCCAGCAGCCAAGGCCAACAAGCAAGGCGUCGCCGUCGCUUCAAAAGUCAACAGGCACUCCUACCGUCACGCUCUCCCUGUCGCUGAUGUUAUCGGACUGGCGAGGCGUCUCGGUCUUAUUGGCCCGGCCGAUCAGAACACCAUGAACACCGUCAAGAACAGCGAGGGAACUCAGACGGACGACACGCACGCAACAACACUUGAUGUAGCUCCGGACAGCGAGGCUAUUGGCAGUCAGCAGAACCAUGUCUCUAGCGCUCCUCAUCAUGAAUCCUCAACAGAAGACUCCGACAAAACAGCCCUCGUGAUCCGCUCUACCAACUCGUCGACCAACAUUGCGCCUAAGCUAGAAGAUGGGGCUAUCGCAAGCACCGAGCCCGUGCCGCAUAUCUACCCACCCCGUCGACCAAACAUCUUCAGCAAACGCGCGCCUCAGCGCAACGUUGGCUGGAGCCCAAAAGUGCUUGCCACGAUUACUCCCAACGCAGCUAAGGACGUCGACAACCAUGGAGAGGAUUUCGAUGACGAAGAUUUUCAGGAAUUCCAGUCGGCAAGAGAGCAGGAGAUGGGAAAGAAGACCGAGAAGUUCAUGCACAUGGCUAGCCAGUAUUCCUGGCAGCCGCGUGUGGUGGAGGAUUUGGGGGAGGCUUUUGAGAUCGAAGACUAG
Molecule: messenger RNA, 831 nt
Organism: Neurospora tetraspora
Lineage: Eukaryota; Fungi; Ascomycota; Sordariomycetes; Sordariales; Sordariaceae
Exons: 3
Coding region: 1-831 (276 amino acids)
Source: RefSeq, a predicted model, not a curated record